AUGGCAGUGAAACGAAUCGACGUCGACAGUAUUCCUAGUCUGAAGCCACUCAGUAAAGGAGAGGGAAAUGAGAGAUUGAAACUAAAAAUAGUUGACUUCGAUGCUGAAAUAUCGCGUAUGAACUACGAGGCGCUGGGCUGCACCCACAGAAUGGUUGACGAAUUAGAGAAGAUGAACGAAGAAGGAGUUAUGACGUUAUCUGCUCUCGAAAAUCAAGAUGGUAACAAAAAUUUCAGAGGAUUGACAUUAUUCAAAUACACCUAUAUUGCACUUCGUUGUGUUCACUUAUGA
Cooperia oncophora is the source of this 291-nucleotide messenger RNA. The record is from the annotation of a GenBank genome assembly. Lineage: Eukaryota; Metazoa; Nematoda; Chromadorea; Rhabditida; Trichostrongylidae.